CAGAGGGAAUUCGAUCAGAUUGAAUUGGGCCAAUCGGCCUUCCACGGCGGCGGACGCGGCGUUUAACUCCCCUUUUUUUUGCGCCGAUGGACGACAUCGACGGGAGAGGCGAUCGGCCGGUGAGCUUCAUAGAUUUGUUGAGUUUGAGCAUCGACUGCGAGGAACAGAGGCCUCUGUUGCAGUUACUGCCUCCUCAUCAGGCGGUUUGUCUUCGUCCUGAUGAUUUUUCUCUUCCGCGGUUGCCUUCCCCGGAGAUUCAGGCUUUCCGGUCGCCUUCGGUGAUGAAUCUCCAUGGCGGCGGUGGAGACUUGGAGAUGAGGGUGAAUUGGUUGAAGCAGGAGAACGGUUCCUAUGGAUACAGCAACAACGAUAUUUCUGCCGGGGAUAUCUGCUUCCGUCACACGCCGGAUCUCCGGUUACCGGGAAGUCUUCAGUCGUUGCUUUUUCCGGAGAUGCUGCCUUUCCGGUCAUCUAAUGCGGCGUCUUCGGUGACGAAUCUAUGUGGAAGCAGUGCAGUCUUGGAGGUGAAAGGUCCGAAGCAGGAGAACCGUUCAUAUGGUUCCAACAACAACGGAUGCGCCAUUUCGGCCGGAGAUUUCGGCUUCCGUCUCCCGCCGGAUCUCCGGUCACAGGAAAGUCUUCGGUCGUUGCUUUUUCCGGAGAUUAUGCCAUUGCGGUCGUCUAAAGCUGUACCGGCGGCGUCUGAGGUGAUGAAUCCAUAUGGAGGCGGUGUAGACAUGGCGGUGAAAAGUCCCAAGCGGGAGAACCGUUACUUCGGAUACAAAGCAGGGGAUUUCGGAUUCGGUCACUUGCCGGAUCUCCCAUUUCUGGGAAAUCAACCGCCGGUUCCGGUGAAUAGUCAUUUCGGAUCCCGGCCUCCCCGCUGCAUUUUCCAAAAAGAGAUGAUCGGAAACCACCAGAAGGCAGCCUAUCCUUAUCGUCCGUGCGAGAAAUCCCUGGCGGCGAGGUUGAAGACGGAGAAGGUGAGUAGAUCCAGCGAAUUGGCCAGAGAGCGGAGGAGGAAACAGAGUGAGAAGAUCCGGAAUCUGCAGGAGCUGAUGCCGUGGGAGACGAAGAUGGACACGGCGAAGAUGCUGGGGGAGGCGUACAAGAAAACCCUAGCUCCGGCGUCUGCUGGCCGCUCGCGAAGCUCAGCCGCCGAGAGCUAUUGGAAGCGGCGGUGAACUCCCCGGCCGUCCAGAGGUU
This is a messenger RNA of Cuscuta campestris, 1206 nucleotides long. Lineage: Eukaryota; Viridiplantae; Streptophyta; Magnoliopsida; Solanales; Convolvulaceae. The record is from the annotation of a GenBank genome assembly.